CAUCUACAGCCAAUAUUUAUGAUAAUAUAUAUAUUAAUGUAUAAUGUAAUUCUCUGUAGAAUGUUACCUAUUCGGGUGGAUCCCUGACAUAAUUAGCUAGGUGUACAGAGGGGCCGGAGGGGACAAAAACGUAACAUACUGACGUCAUACCGGCAAAACAGUAGUGCGGGAUAUAAUGCUCAAAAGGAUUCUGAGAUGUCAAGUUCGAUGAGCUUUCUGAAAUCUGGAUCUUUGAUCUUCAAUCUUCUGGUGUUUUUGGCCGGGGCAGCCUGUACGGCUUUAGGGGUGUACAUCCUAGUAUCAGACUAUGGACCGAGAGAAUUGUCCGGAGUCCUGGGGAAUGAGCUGUACCAUAUCGCGGCCUAUGUCGCCAUCGCAGGGGGCGCUUCUAUCGCCGUCAUCUCACUUUGUGGUUGUGUGGGUGCUGCCAAAGAAAGCAAGGUCAUGCUGGCCAGUUAUUCUGUUUUGAUGACGAUUGUAUUCGUCGUAUUACUAACAACCUCAGUGCUAGUUUUCCUGUUCCUUGGUCAGACGUCACAUCAGACGAGGGAAUCGAUGAAGACCGUCCUAAUAGAGAAGUAUGGCGUCAACCAACAGGAUCCUGAAAAUCGCGUGGUGACGGAGAUGUGGGACUUCCUACAGAAACAGUUGAAGUGUUGCGGUGUUUCUGGAGACGCCAAUUCCACAGACUCCUGGGCAAUCUACAAAAUAAAGUCGGAAUGGUUCAGAACCAAGGAAUCCGAUGGUCAGUUAGUCCCGGAGAGCUGCUGUAACCCGGAUGGGGAUCUAGCAAUGUGUAACAAAGCCUCCUCCUUCCAGGGCCCUCCAAAUAAUGACCCUCCAUUUAUCGGUCCCUAUAGGAAAAACCCUUACAUGUACCAUACGGGGUGUUAUGAUGAAAUUGUUCACUACAUACAAGGCCACGCCCUCAUGAUUGGUGGAAUUGCUAUAGCCGCCAUUGUUGUCAUGGUAACUGCACGCUUAUUACCAGUUCUAAGUUAUAUCUCUAAUCAAUCUGUGAGUCUUAUUACGACUUAGCCUCGGUAAUUGAUCUUUUUAUUUCUCUUUUGCAGCUUUUUGGAGUCAUAUUCGGGGUGUGUUUAUGUCGGUCCAUACGAAGUCGAGGCUAUAGAUAUUAAUAUUUAUUUACAAUACAAAUAUGUUUUAUAUAAGUUUACUCAUAAUAAAGACAUUCUUUUUAUAAUUAAUGUUUCACAAGUUUUCUUUUUGGUAUGAAUUUGUUUCCCGUUGUGUUAAAAAUAUCUUUUCAUACGGAGUCGAGAAUGC
Messenger RNA from Saccostrea cuccullata (small rock oyster), 1287 nucleotides. Its product is annotated as CD151 antigen-like. The transcript is spliced from 8 exons. The coding region runs from base 196 to 1038 and encodes 280 amino acids. NCBI's taxonomy places the organism in Eukaryota, Metazoa, Mollusca, Bivalvia, Ostreida, Ostreidae. The record is from RefSeq and is a predicted model, not a curated record. Gene Ontology annotation, cellular component: plasma membrane.